CUCUCUUUGUGGAGGCAAACCAGCUUCUCUUAUUUACAAGGGGGCUUGCUUUUGCUGUUGGCUACAGGUUACAGGUUUUGGAUAUUUGCUCUUUUUUAACUGACAAAGAAAUCAUUUUAGAUUGAAAAAAGGCUUGUAUUCACAGGGAAUGCUUUUGCACAGAAGCAUCCCUUGGUUUUCAUACUCAUUUCUCAUCUGUUAAUCGAAUUCACCGCCCACCUCAUCUCAUCUUCUUUCUUUCAGUGUUUGCUUUCUUUAUAUUCCCCGUCCUUUGAUUCUGUUCAUCUCUCUCUCUCACUCUCUCUCUCUCUGUGUCUUUUGUCUUUUCUGCCAGUCUCUCUCAUUUGCUCCCUCCUCACCCCACCUUCCCAACGCCACCUCCUUCUUGCCUCUCUCAGUUGCAGAAGAUGACUGCCAUGGCAAUUCAAUAAGAGGAGCGGACAGCGAGUGAAGCACCCACCACUUGCUAAGAACAAGCAAAGGAGUGCCCAAAAUUAAAAGAAAAAAAAAACAGAAAACAGAGAAAACUAAAAAGAAAAGAGAUUGCAAAAUAAGUAGGAAGGGCUCAGAUUCGAGGAAGUGCAGUGAAAAGAGAGAAGGAGAAAGGGGAGAGAAAGCAAAGGAUAAACGGUGGAUGGAGGCGGUUCGGACCGGGGUUACGAAGCUCUCUUCACUGACGAAGAAGAAGAACAGCAGCAGCAACAGCAGCAGCAGGGGGGACAGGAGAUGGAGACCAAAGGAAGAAGCGUGCCCCCAGACGUCAGUUUCCUUCCACGCCCUGCGAUGGUUUGGUGGGAACGAGGCAUCCAGGUGCUGUUGACCACCAUGGGGGCCUUUGCGGCAUUUGCACUCAUGACGGUGGCCAUCGGCACAGAUUACUGGCUGUAUGCCCGCGCAUUCAUCUGCAACAGCACAGCCAACUCCUCCCAGGAGGAUUCCUCUAGCAACAAGGACAAGAAAGACCCCGGGGCUCUCACCCACUCUGGCCUCUGGAGGAUUUGCUGCCUUGAAGGCUUGAAGAGAGGUGUGUGUUCCCAGAUCAAUCAUUUUCCCGACGACGCAGACUAUGACCAAGAUGCUGCAGAGUAUCUGCUUCGUGUGGUUAGAGCUUCCAGUAUCUUUCCAAUCCUCAGUGCCAUAUUGCUCCUGUUGGGCGGAGUGUGUGUUGCUUCCAGCGGCUUCUACAAGAGCAAAAGGAACAUUAUUCUCGGAGGAGGAAUUCUUUUUGUAGCAGCAGGGCUUAGCAACAUCAUUGGUGUGAUAGUAUACAUCUCUGCAGCUCUCAGCGACAUUUCUCCAAAGAAAGAUGAGGAUAAGAAGUGGCACUACUCUUACGGCUGGUCAUUUUACUUUGGCGGUCUGUCCUUCAUCCUGGCUGAGAUGGUUGGAGUCCUGGCUGUCAACAUCUACAUUGAGAAGAACAAGGAGCUGCGCUGUCGCUCUCGCACUGACCUCUUCAAGAGCACCACGCAUGCCAUGCUGCGUCUGCCCAGCUACCGCUUCAGGCGGCGCUCCCGCUCCAGCUCCCGCUCCACCGACCCGCCCCGUUCACAGGAGACGUCCCCCGUUGGAGCUUCCAAGACCUUCACUCUUCCUCCGUCUGCUCCUCCCUUCUCUGUUGCCACUUUGCCCAACCCACACCACAGCAGCAGUGGCGGGAGUGGUGGAGGUGGUGACAUCUCCAUGUACACCCUGUCAAGGGACUCCAAGCUGGGGAGCCUGGGAGGAGGCGCCCCACCUCUCUACGGCACAGUGGACCGGGCCACGCUUUAUCAGCUUCACAAUUACUUCCCGAAAGAUUCCAGCGGCAGCAGUGGAGGCGCAGGAGGAGGGGCGGUGAUAAGCAGUGGUACGCUCCCAUCUCACUCUAAGUCCAACUUGGCGGCUGCAGCAGCUGCUGCUAAUGCUGCGCCACUGAAUACCUCCACCGCAGCUGCUGCGCCGGCCCAGCCAGCCCCAAUCUCAACAGCUACAAUGGAGCGAGACAGGGGCAACGUUGGAACCCUGGACCGGCUGACAGCCAAAAGGGACAGGGAUAGCAACUCCGAUACACUUAACAGGAAAACAACACCUGUUUAAAAUGGAACCUCAGAGAGAAGGGCCUAGAAGGGCCUCAAAAAGUAUAAAAAGUUAGGGCUUAAAAUGGGUGGGCAACACUUCAACAGUAAGGGUUGUUGUCCUUGAGUCUGGGAGUAUCUAGCUGCCAUAGAUACAAUAUCAUAAACAGUCAUAAAACGCCUAAUACUCUGUGGACAUUGAUGACAACUGCCUGCCUUAAAACAAUCGAAACAUUAGAGUCAGUGUUUUUUUGUUUUUUUUUUUUCAGUUUACUUUUGUUUUCUCUUUUACUAAACCAGUUGUGCAAAUCUGAUAAAAUAACCCCAGAGACAGAAUAGAACAGUUCAUACCUUUAAUUGCCCGGGUAUGAAUCUGUAGAGUUUACUCAUGUAAUGUCUCAUCUGGCUUUUACAAUGUCCGUAAGAGUUCAGAAACACUCAAAGAUGACCAAUAAUAAGACGUGCCAAGAUGAUACAAGCCAUAGUUUUGUCACAUGUCUGUUCAAAGGAACAGAAUGUCACAAAUGAUUGCCACGUGAAGAGCUUUUCAGGGACCAAUUCUAGAUCCUAAGUAGCUGCUUGACCUCUGGUCCACAGAGUAACACCUCACUCACAUCUAACCCAAUGUUAAUGUCACACAAGGGAGCAGUGUGACUCACUACAAGACCAUUUAUUUUUAAUGACAUGUUAGAGAAAUAAAUGUGUCCAGGUCAGACUUCAAGCUUCACUUUGAAUAGUUCUGUACUCUCUAUCACACUGUGUCUGCCUGGCUAAAGCAUUUCUACCAUUUGAGCUUUUUCACAAUUUCUUUCUUUAUAGUCACAAACUUUACUGUAUUUUAUUGGAAUUAUAUGUGCAGCUAACACAAAGUAAUAUAUAAAUGUGAAGUGAAGCCAAAUUAUGCAUCUGUGGGGGAAUUCCCCCAGAUGGCUUUUAAAGAAUGUUACGCCGAUAAAAGUCUAAAACUUAUUUUUACGCUACUAAGUGAAAUCCAGCUAUGUUAACUUCCUUCAGAAGUCACCUAAUUACUGAAUAAUUUGUGAAACUUAAAGUCACUGUCAAUGCACCUUUUCUAUGCAGGCUUCACAUACGGAGAUAUUGCUGAGCUAAUAUGACCCCCAGUUUCACCAUCAGACAGGUCAGGGUUCAUGUCAAACAUUUCAGUUCCCUUUUCAAUCCAUCAUCUGAAAUAGAAACAGAACAACUACAAAGUUGUCAGGACAUGGAAAAAGCAGCCGUGACCCAUGGUAACUCUGGAAUAACACAAAGUCGACCUUUAUUGAAAAGGUGCAAGAAAAAAAAAGUUUAAAUCAAAGCUUUCAUAGGACAUGUUUAUGGCAAAUCUGAAGGAAAGUUGUGAUUAGAUGAGACCAAAAAUGACUAAAAUCCAAAACACUACAGCUACAAAUCAAUAUGUCACAUCAUCACUGCCCACAUAAACAUUAUGGCAUCUGAAUCAUGCUUUUAAAUUCUUUUCAAUACCAAAUCAAGCCAUACUUUUAAGAUUUGUGUUUGAAACCAUUUUAAUUUCACCAUUAUGCAUAACCAUGUAUUUAUUAAUUACUCAAAAUCUGAGUAAAAUACUUUAGAGUUUGUGACUGGAUGUGACAAAACCCAAAUCUAGUUCAAGAGGUAUGAGGACUCCUGACCUUAUAAACAAACAACAUAACCUAAUAUUCAUUUAUUUAUUGUUUAAACAAGAGACUGUUAAAAGUGCAUAUAUGCCCAAACUGAGACUGAACUUAGAUUAUUAUUUUUCCGGUGUCUGUCAAAUAUUUUGUCUUUUCUUGUGAAACAUCAGGAUAUCCAAGAUAUUGUAUAGGUAAAGUUAGGGAAGGUAUCAGCUGUGGUAAAGUAUAUUUUUUGAAACGAUCAGCUGAAGUUUCUCAGUUAGGGAAUGAUCAUAAUUGCAGCUAUAAGUGCAACGGAAAUUAAUUGCAGAUCACGAGUGAGCAGCUGCACUUUUGACUCUGCUCAUAAAUUAUGGUCACGGUGUGUCAUCAGGAAGCCUCAGAGUCAAAGGAAGUUUUAUUCUCAUAGAGAGAAUGUUGUGCACAUUAUAUGAUAUUUAAUUGGUUUAAAUGUUUUAGGGCAUUUUAUGACUGUUUAUGACAAUAAUUAGAUACUGGAGGCUCAAAGGCAGCAUCUGUUGAAUGUUCCUGCUAAGGGCUGAAAAAGCAAGCAACAGGCUGGGGUUGGGAUCAACUUACACUCAGGGGGUGAAAUUUUAUUUAGAGUCAAAAAUUAAAAAUUACAGUCAUCUGUUGCUCUGUACAAAAUAUUGGCGUAUUCAAACUAUCUGUGUAACAGUAGUAUCUAGCACAUCACUAAAUAAGAGAAUUGCAAGAAGUUAGUCAAAUUUCAGGUGAAGCACAUUCUACAGGGUAUUUUUAAGGUGGUAUACUAAGUAGUUAAAAUCUGAAAAAUAAAUUUCUGAUUUGAUUUUCCAGACAUUCAGCACUAGACUCUUAGAUUUUUUUAAGUUCCAGACUGAUGUACAGAAAUCUGAAUGCAGUUUGAGCUGAACAAAUUAGCCCAACCCUUGCUAU
This is a messenger RNA of Poecilia latipinna (sailfin molly), 4606 nucleotides long. RefSeq names its product voltage-dependent calcium channel gamma-4 subunit-like. Bases 727 to 2079 code for a protein of 450 amino acids. Gene Ontology annotation, molecular function: channel regulator activity; voltage-gated calcium channel activity. The record is from RefSeq and is a predicted model, not a curated record. Gene Ontology annotation, cellular component: postsynaptic density membrane; AMPA glutamate receptor complex. Gene Ontology annotation, biological process: neurotransmitter receptor internalization; calcium ion transport; positive regulation of synaptic transmission, glutamatergic. The transcript has 5 exons. Lineage: Eukaryota; Metazoa; Chordata; Actinopteri; Cyprinodontiformes; Poeciliidae.